Scleropages formosus (Asian bonytongue) is the source of this 1526-nucleotide messenger RNA. RefSeq names its product butyrophilin subfamily 1 member A1-like. The transcript has 7 exons. The record is from RefSeq and is a predicted model, not a curated record. Bases 21 to 1526 code for a protein of 501 amino acids. Gene Ontology annotation, biological process: regulation of cytokine production; T cell receptor signaling pathway. Lineage: Eukaryota; Metazoa; Chordata; Actinopteri; Osteoglossiformes; Osteoglossidae. Gene Ontology annotation, cellular component: external side of plasma membrane. Gene Ontology annotation, molecular function: signaling receptor binding.
AACACAAUAUAUAAAGGAUAAUGAAUGAAUCGGUGAUGAACAUGAGUUGGUCUGAGUGUCUCUGUUUGAUCCUCCUGCUUCUCCAACAGACCACUGUCUCCACGUUGGAGAGCUUUGAGGUUCUUGGUCCAGCUGAUCCUGUAGUUGCUGUAGCUGGUGAAGAUGUUGUUCUGCCCUGUUACCUCAAACCCAACAUCAGUGCUGUGGACCUGAGUAUCGAAUGGCUCAGAGUUUAUACCGAAGACCCACUUGUACAUCUUUACCGGGAUCAUGAGGACAGAAAUGAGAAGCAGAUCCCAUCUUACAGGGGAAGGACAUCACUGUUCCCUGAGGAACUGAGGAAAGGAAAUACUUCACUGAAAGUGAAAAAUGUGCAAGGAUCUGACAAUGGAGAGUAUAAAUGUUUUAUUCAGGCUGGGGACUGGUAUGAUGAUUCUUCCAUUAAUGUUCAUAUUAAAGCUGUAGGAACCCAUCCAGUGAUCUCAAUUGAGGGAUAUGAAGAAGGAGGGAUCAGUCUGGUGUGUGAAUCUAAAGGCUGGUUCCCUCAGCCUGAAGUGCUCUGGAUGGACAGUGAAGGACACAGUCUCCCUGCUGGACACACAGAGACACACACAGACAGUAUGGGUCUCUUCACCGUGAGACAACGUGUUAUUGUGCAGGAGAGAGAGACCAACAGGUUCACCUGUCGAAUUCUACAGCAGCAGAUAAAUGAAAUGAAAGAGACAAUAACUAACAUCCCUGGUGAGAUGUUCCACCGUGCUCAUCCCUGGAAGGUGGCCUUUGCUGUGUUCUUCUCCCUGGGAGUUCCUGCUAUCAUCAUAUUGGCUGUUUUAAUUCCUCGCUAUAUGAAACAGCAAAGAGAAAAAGAAUGGACACGAAAGACACUGAGACAAGUCCAGACUGACUGCAGUAUCUGCUGUGCCACUAAUUCCAUGUGUCUCAUUUUUAUUUCUCUCUCUACAGAACUUCUGAAGGCACAAAGAUACGCAGUUGAUGUGACUCUGGACCCUGAUACAGCAAACCCCUGGCUCAUCUUGUCUGAGGACAGGAAACAAGUGAGAUGUGGAGUCAUACAGCAGCGUCUCCCUGACAAACCAGAGAGGUUUACAUACCGGAAAAGUGUCCUGGGAAAAGAGGGGUUUUCUUCAGAGAGACAUUACUGGGAGGUGCAGGUUGGGGACAAGACUGAGUGGGAUUUAGGAGUGGUCAGAGAGUCCAUCAACAGGAAGGGGUAUUUUGCACUGAAUCCUAGUGGUGGUCUCUGGGCUAUCAGUCUGUCCAGUGGGAAUGAAUACGAGGCUCUCACUGACCCCCCUAUGUCCCUCCCACUGAGUGUGAAGCCCCAGAAGGUGGGGGUGUUUGUGGACUAUGAAGAGGGUCAGGUGUCCUUUUACAGAAUGGAGGACAAGUCUCUUAUCUACACUUUUACUGGAUAUAAAUUCACUGAGAAACUCUAUCCGUACUUCUGGCUAGGCUUCCAGAACUCAGCCCCACUGAUCAUAUCUCCUGUCAGUGACACAGACUGA